Molecule: messenger RNA, 1328 nt
Organism: Quercus lobata
Lineage: Eukaryota; Viridiplantae; Streptophyta; Magnoliopsida; Fagales; Fagaceae
Product: golgin family A protein (DUF1664)
Exons: 11
Coding region: 123-1073 (316 amino acids)
Source: RefSeq, a predicted model, not a curated record
GUUACAAAGCAUGAGGGGAGGGCUGGCUGUUUAGUUUGGGUAGGUUGGUCAAUUCCCUCGCCACUAAUCCAAAUACUAAAUAAAUUGUUCUUUCUUCUUCUUGUUCAGACAGACCAGGCAAAAUGGCCUUACAGGCUGGGAUUUCAACCUCCAAGGUUCUUGUUCUUGCCGGAGCAGGUUGGACUGUUUCGGUUGUUUUGAGAAGUGGGCGAUUGUCUGAGCUCAUUGCGCAACUUCAAGUUUUACUCAGAGGUGUAGAUGAAGCUGAAAUCUCGUCUGAAAAGUAUGACAGUGCAGCUCUUACAGCUCAGAUUCGACAAUUGGCUCAAGAGAUCAGGGAGUUAGCUGUUUCCCAUCCUGUAACUGUUUUCAAUGGGAACUCUGCCUCCAGUGGGAGUUAUGCUUCUUACUUAGUGCCUGCUGCUGCACUUGGAGCAAUGGGAUAUUGUUACAUGUGGUGGAAGGGAUGGUCGCUUUCUGAUGUUAUGUUUGUAACAAAGCACAAUAUGGCAAAUGCUGUUGCAACUGUCUCCAAACAAUUAGAGAAUGUCAAUGAAGCACUGUCUGCAACAAAGAGGCAUCUAACCCAGAAGCUAGAAAACUUGGACUGGAAGGUUGAGGAGCAUAAGGAAACAUCCAAGCUUAUUGCAAAUGAUGUUAAUGAGGUGAAGUCAAACCUUUCUCAAAUUGGGUUUGAUGUUGAAUCGAUCUAUCAAAUGCUAUCUGGGUUGGAAGGAAAGAUUGAGCUUCUUGAAAGCAAACAGGAUAUGACCAACUCGGGCCUAUGGUAUCUAUGCCAAGUGGCUGGAGGCUUCAAAGAUGGGCUUAAUGCUAAACUUUUUAAGGAUGUCGGUGAUACAGUAGCAAAUCAUUCAACAAUCACAUUUGAGGAGACCUCUCUCAAGGGACUCCAAUUUAUUGCUGAAACGAAGGACUCAGGUGUGAUUGAUAAAUCAACGAAAACCACAAGGAUAAUUGAUCUUGACAACUUCCCUGGUGAAAAAGCUCGGACACUGAAAAAUAGAAUUCACAGGUCAUAUCCAGUUGGGAUGUCUUUGGCUGAGAUAUUAUGAAUUCAUAUACAUGAUUUUGUUGUCUUCAAUAUAUCAUUGAUUUUGUGAGCUGAACGUUUUCCUAUUGAUUCCAUAGAUGUAUAUGGCUCUAUGGGAUUCCUUAAUUCUUUUCCAGUGAUAAAUGUGUUCUGAGUGUUUGAUUUGUACAUCCCCAGCUGGGAGAGUAUAGAGUGAUAGCAUUUUGUUACAAGUGUAAGUUUCAAUGUUAUUCUUUCUCAAAAUAAAGCAUCAUAAUCUCAAUGGUGCUGAUGACAU